This is a messenger RNA of Hevea brasiliensis (rubber tree), 3195 nucleotides long. Its product is annotated as calcium-transporting ATPase 12, plasma membrane-type-like. Gene Ontology annotation, cellular component: intracellular membrane-bounded organelle. Gene Ontology annotation, molecular function: P-type calcium transporter activity; nucleotide binding. Lineage: Eukaryota; Viridiplantae; Streptophyta; Magnoliopsida; Malpighiales; Euphorbiaceae. The annotation marks the transcript as partial. The record is from RefSeq and is a predicted model, not a curated record. The transcript has 3 exons.
AUGGAAAUGGAAAUGGUGCAGCAUCAUUCUGGAGGUGAUUUGGAAGAGGGAAUCCAUUAUCGAGGACAUGGAGACGCCAAGGACUUCGCAAUAGACCAGGAAAGCCUAGUUUCACUAUUGGAGUUCGAUGGCUUUUCUCAUAGUCAAUUCCAAAGAAUCGAAGAGAUUGCAGCUGCUCUAGAGACUAGUGUUUCUACAGGAAUAACCGGAGAUCCGGAAGAUCUUAAUCGUCGCAGAGACUAUUUUGGCUCUAACCAUGAGGAUGGUCUCUUGGAGGUAGCACCAACCGAUACUAGAAAAUCCUUGUCCAGGCGAACUCUAGAAUGUUUCAAAGAUCCAAAUGUUAUUAUGCUUUUAUUCUCUUCCGCACUAUCUUUAAUCCUCGGCAUCUUGAAAUAUGGAGUUAAAAAAGGGUGGUGCGAUGGUUUCAUCAUACUUAUUGAAGCAUUCAUUACUGUCCUUGUAAAGAUUUACAAGGAAAGAUACCUUGAGGUGUCUAUUAACAGGCAGAGCCUGGAGGAAACAGUGCAUGUAAUGAGGGAUGGAAGCUUGCAACAGGUGCCUAUCUCUCAGGUUGUGGUCGGCGAUGUCUUAAGUUUGAAGACUGGUGAUAGGGUUCCUGCAGAUGGCUUGUUCAUCAGUGGAAGCUCGUCAUUGAAGCUCAAUAAUGCUGGCAGCGAGUCUUUUGACAUGGAUAGCUCCCGGUUCCAGGCAAUAUUUGCUGGAGCCACAGUGGUGAGUGGGGAAUGCCGUAUGCUUGUGAUUUCGGUAGGAUCAAACAAGAGAUGGAGCAAGAUGAUAAACUCUAUUGGAAGAGGCGAUAAAAGUGUUAAAGCUCAGUUGAUGACCAGGGUGGACAAUUUAAGCUCGAGAAUGGAAAAGUUGGCAAUCCUCUUCCCCUUGGUUCUUCUUGUGGUUCAGUUGUUGUGUUAUCUCAUAAGAAGAAGCUUAACGUCAAGCAAUAAUGAUGAUGACAAAGGCCUGAACAACCAUGGCAUGAAUUCCACAAUGGAUGAACUGAUGAGUCAAGUUACAACACUGAUAAACAGACACGCUGGAAUCUUUAGUCGAUUCCUGGCCGUUACCAGUGUGUUGCUUAUGGCAAUCAGAGAAGGUUUGAAUUUAGGGGUUUUUAUCUGUCUCUCGUACUCAAGAAGGACCUUGGAGUUAGAAUGUCGUGUCAUGGUCAGAGAUCUUGUGGCCUGCGCAGCGGUGGGACUGGCUUCCACCAUUUGUACAGGCGAAACUGGUGAUCUGAGUUUAAAGAAGAUGAAUGUCGCUGAGCUUUGGAUUGGUGGAGAGAUGGUCAGUGAUGCAGCGACGAUUGUUUCUCAAGAAGUACUUGAUGUAUUGCAUGAUGGGGUUGGCCUCAAUGUCUAUGGUCCAGUAGAGGAUGCUCAAAUUUGCUGGGUUAGAUUGGCGCUGGGAGUUGAUGUUGGAAAAUUGAAGCAAGAUAGCACCGUCGUUGAAACUGAAGCCUUCGAUUUCGAUAGGGCUUGCAGUUGUACCUCCUUAACGAAGAAGAAGGAAAUGACAAUGGGUAAAUCGAUUGUGCAUAAGCACUUGAAUGGUGUUCCAGAUGAUGUGCUUCCGUUUUGUCGAUAUUACUGUGAAGUAAAUGGAACAGUGAAAUUAAUUGAUGAAGAUCAAAGAGCUGUAUUUGAUAGCAUUUGUCAACAUAUUGCUGCCGAUAGUACCCAUUGCUUAGCUUUUGCAUAUCAACAAGUUGUGGUGUCAGAAGGAGAGGAACAGCAAUUGGAAGAUAAAAAGGAAAUUUCCAAAUUCGCAUGCUAUGAUGGAUUCAUCUUAUUAGGCAUAGUGGGUUUCAAGAAUCCAUAUCCACUGGAGAUGAAAGAGGCUGUACAAGCCUGCCGGGACGCUGGCAUUGGCAUCAAACUAGUGCUCAAUGAAGACAGAAAUAUAGGCAGGUUCAUUGCUGUCAACUCCGGAAUCAUCAGCCGUGGAGAUUUACAAAAAGCGGUUGUUGAAGCAGCCGAAUUCCGGAGCCUCUCAGAUGAAGAACGAGAAAGAUUGAUUGAUCAUAUCCAGGUGAUGGUAAAUUCUACUCCAGUUGACAAGCUGCUACUGGCACAGUGCCUAAGAAAGAAAUUUGAUGCAGUAAUGGUUAUCGGCGACAAUAGUAUGGACUUCCCAUCAUUGAAAGAAGCGGAUAUUGGACUUUUGUUGGGCAGCGUAAGCGAAAAUGCUGUAUGCAACGAGAAUUCUGAUGAUGAGAUUGUGGUUAUGGAUAGAAGUUUCGCUACUGUUGCUUCAAUUUUAAGGAGGGGAAGGCAUGCGUACAGUAACAUGCAAAAAUUUGUCCAAUUACAUCUUACUGCCAUGAUUGCUGCAGUUGCUGUAAACUUCGUUGCGGGGAUUCCCUCGGGAGAAAGCCUCUUUUCACCGCUACAGGUUUCGUGGGUUAGCCUAAUCAUUGUUGACACUCUCGGCGCCUUGGCUCUGGCAACCGAUCAACCUAACCAGAUUUCUUCAUUGCCUAUGCCUGUAAUCCAUGGUGCUGGUUCAUCACUCAUAACCAGAAUUAUGUGGAAAAAUAUUGUGUUUCAAGUUAUAUAUCAGGUUAUCAUAUUUAUAGUCUUGCACUUCAAAGGAAGUGAAAUAUUCCAUGUUGAGCAUGCAGUGGCGGAUGCUAUGAUCUUCAACAGUUAUGCUUUGUGCCAGAUUUUUGUAUUGUUGAACGCGAGAGAGAUUGAGAAGACUAAUGUUCUUGAGAACCUUUACAAGAACUCGCGGUUUUUGUUGGCGGUACUGGCUAUGGUUCUUCUACAGUUCACAUUCAUAGAAAUUUUCACAUAUUUCAGUCCUGCGGCUAAGCUAGGCCUGCAAAAAUGGUUGGUCUGUGUUGCCAUAUCAUCUCUAUCCUUGCCUAUUGGUUUUGUCGUUAAGUUUAUACAGGUCUCUGGGUAUGGCGAGCGGCGAGUCAUCCAAGGAGAGCCAGAAGCGAAAAAGAGAGGUCUCCCAGAAAGUGCGGGAGAUGAAGCGGCCGAGGCCCUUGGGCGCCCAAGCAUGAUCCCGGGGAAAUUCAAGGAGGCUCGUCUCAACCCUCGAGACAGCCAAUCCCUGACACAGAAGUGGUCCGGUCCCCUCCUCGUCAAGAAGAGCCGCCACCACCUCCUCCGGUUGCUUCAAGCGCAAGGGGAGAAGGCUCACCGCUUGAGGCAAAAGGUCGAGAAG